This is a messenger RNA of Seminavis robusta, 1389 nucleotides long. The record is from the annotation of a GenBank genome assembly. NCBI's taxonomy places the organism in Eukaryota, Bacillariophyta, Bacillariophyceae, Naviculales, Naviculaceae.
AUGCAAGAAGCUCCUCAUGACGAAUCUAGCGUGAACAUGUCGGGCUACGACAGCGAACAUGCGACUCUGACCAAGGAGGAUCGAGAGGAGAUCGCCGAACGGGAAAGUCGCUGGGUCUUUUGCAUGAGAAUGAUCGUGUUGGCGGUCCUCCUGGCAUCGGCCGCUACCGUGGUGGCGUUGGUCUUUACCACCAUGGUUGCCCAGGAAGAAAAGGACUUUGAAAGCAAGUUUGGUAGCGCCGCCGACGUUGUCUUUGAGAGCGUCGGACGAACGUUUGAUCAGGUCUUGGGAUCCACCGAUUCCUUUGUGGGACAUCUCGUCUCGUACAAUGAGCCCGACGAAUCCAAAAAUGUCCAGGGUUGGCCCUAUGUGACCAUGCCCCGUUGGGGAUACCAUUCCGCCAAGCUACUCAAGCAGAGCAAGGCGUACAAUUCCGGGUAUUGUGUCGUGGUGCAGCAGGAGGAAAUCCCCAAAUGGCUCAACUUUUCCACCUCCAAUCUCGAGUGGGUCGACGAGGCCAAGGCCGUUCAAGCCAAGACGGACGAGUACUGGGCCGACCUUUCCACGAACUUUACGUCGCCCGUCUUGCCCUUUGUUUGGAGCGUCGGAGCCGAGGGAUUGGAAGCACACGCCGAACCAACACCCUACAUGAACAACUAUCCAACCGGGAUUUCCUCUCAACGUCAACUACGACGGAUGGCGAGUGGCGUUGGAAACUUCCAUCGCAUCCAUCAUAGAGUCCCUCAACAACAAGACGGUCGUCAUCACCAACGGCGACAAUGUCUUGCUCAACGCGUCCGAUCCAAGGAAGUCCUGCAGGUCGAAGCUGCCGUCAACUACUCCAAGAAUUUCUUGACGCCCGGUCGCGGCAACGCAUCCGAACCCAACGGGUUCAUCAUCUAUCCAAUCUUCGAUUCCUUGGAUUCGCCCCGUCUGGAUCGUUCCCAGGAUCAGGAGCCCCUCGGGUACUACUGGUACACAUACUUUUGGAAGGAUUACAUCCAAAACAUCUUGCCGGAGGGAACCGAUGGUGUCGUCGCGGUGUUCAAAAAUUCUUGCGGCAAGCCCUUUUCCUACCGGCUGGACGGUCCCAAAACCACAUAUCUGGGAGGCGGAGACCUCCAUGAUACAAAAUAUGAUUACCUGGAGCGAUCUCAAACCCUUCACCAGCUCAUGGACAGCACCAAACAAUCCGCGGAGGGUAGCAGCUACACCGGCCUUCCCCUGUCGGACUGGUUCUGUCCCACCACCCUAAGGCCUGUACCCCUCCCAAACGUUCGAAGACGAAUACGUCACACAUGGUCCCCUCACGUUUACCCUCUUGGCGGCCCUCAUCUUUGUCUUUACAUCGGCCGUUUUCAUCGAUUACGACUGCAUCGUUUCUUAUAG